Molecule: messenger RNA, 486 nt
Organism: Cannabis sativa
Lineage: Eukaryota; Viridiplantae; Streptophyta; Magnoliopsida; Rosales; Cannabaceae
Product: copper transporter 6-like
Exons: 5
Coding region: 1-486 (161 amino acids)
Biological process (GO): intracellular copper ion homeostasis; copper ion transmembrane transport
Cellular component (GO): plasma membrane
Molecular function (GO): copper ion transmembrane transporter activity
Source: RefSeq, a predicted model, not a curated record
AUGGAAGGAGUUAGUGUAAUGACCGCUUUAGUAAGGGCAAGGCUGACGCUAGGCAGCUGCGAGAGCGAGCAGAUGGAGAUUGUACAUGUCGGAGCGGUUAGGCCUAGAGCGUACGGUCUUUGGGACAUCAUGGUUUAUAUCCAGGUGUUUUUUGACAAGUCUGCGCAAUACAUAAGUUUUGGUAUAUUUAUAGAUGUAAUGGACAGAUAUAUUGAAGAAGAGUGGAUUUCCCAAGCAAGGUUGAUCAAGUCAAUCAUAAACGACAAUGUAGUCAAAGCUGGAGUUUUACAGACUUUCAUGUAUGGAUUUCGAGUUGGAUUGGCUUAUUUGGUAAUGCUUUCAGUCAUGUCCUUUAAUAUAGGUAUUAUAAUCGCUGCUAUUGCUGGAUAUUCACUUGGCUUUCUGGUUUUCGACCGUCGGAUCUUCUGGGGUUCCAUGAUUAUGUAUGAUGGUCCACCUGACCUUCCUCCAUUGAUUUGUCGAUAA